UGUUUCAUAAAUAGAAUCUUAUCACGUGUGCACCAAGCCUGUCAACAGCAUAUCAAAUUUCACGUCAGUGUUAACUUCCAAUGACUAUUUGAAGCGAAAAUAAAAAAGUGGCUUCCAUCCACUACUUAAAUUAACCAUUUGUUAUGGAUCCUAAGGACCUUGAAGAACAAUUACUCUACUAUGCUAAAGAGGGCAGGCGCUCCCAGGUUCAGAAUCUUCUUCAAAUGAGGAUUGAGAAGGAGCUCAGCUUGGACAUCAACUGCAGAAGUAAGACUAGUGCCACUGUUGGUUGGACACCGCAACAUCUAGCAUGUUAUUUUGGACACAAGAAUGUUGUGGAGGGAUUGCUCAAGGCUGGUGCUCAUGUGAAUUUGUAGAACAACACAGGCAACACACCCCUUCAUGAAGCUGCCUUGACAGGAAGAAAAGAAGUCGUUCUCUUGCUGCUACGAUAUGAUGCUUGCGCCAAUAUCAUCAAUGGCACUUCCCAGAUCCCCAAAGAUGUCACCGAGGAUGAUGAAAUCAUUACCAUGCUAGAAGCGGCAGAAAGAAGAGAGGAGAGGAGGCUGGAGGAGAGGCUCCUGGAGGCGGCCAGGGAGGGAGACGUGGCCACGGUGUCUCAGCUGCUCAGCAGGAGGCCACCUCCCCACAUCCAGUGCAGAGACCCAGUGGGAAACACGCCAUUACACUGUGCAGCCUACAGGGGGCACAAGCAGUGUGUGGUGAAACUGCUCAAGUGUGGAGCCAGCUCCAGCCUCAAGAACAAGGCUGGCCAGACUCCCUCUGACCUGGCCUGCAUCGAUGACAUAAGGCUGGUCCUAGCAGGUGUUCAUGACAAGGAAAUAGCCAGUGGUGUGCGGACGUUUGAAGGCCUCCUUUGGAAGAGUUCACGCUUUCUGGGCUGGCGCACCUUUUGGGUGGUGCUGAAGAAUGGGGUGCUGUCCUGGUACCCCCGACAGGAAGAUGCAGUGUUGGGUUCUCGGAGGCAGGGCUGCAAGGCUCUGACUCAGUCCUAUUGCAUGGUCAAAGCCGGGGACAAGUGCUUCUUCACCCUAAGGUGACUUGAUGACACCGUGCUUAACUUGAAAGUUUCUUCGAAAACAGACCCAGAGUCUGCCAGAAAAAAAUGGCUGGAGGCGUUGGAGGAGCACGCUGCCUACAGCACCCAACACUGGACUCGCCCCACUGACGAGGAGGGGGAUGAAGAUGACAUGUCUCUGAAAGAUCUGGUUCUUUCUCUCCAGGUGGCUGAGGAUGCCCAGCACAAACUGGAGACGCAUGUGUCUAUUUUUAUGGCCAUGGUGAAGAACGAGGAGAGCGAUGCUCUAGCUGCUCCUCUCCUUCUGAAGGCCAGGGAGACCAGUGAGCUCUCUAGAGAAACCUGUGCAGCCCUUCGCCUCUGUCUGGGCCUGCUCUCCAAACAGGAGGAGGUGUGGAGUCUGAAGUUGGAGCAGGAGGUGGAGAAGAACAAGGCUCUCUGUGAAGCUCUUCAGACCCUGGGUACAGAACACCACCAGCUGGAGCAGUCUGUGUGUCCAAGCCGGAAGUCCCCAACCUUUACCAUCCGCACAGAUGAUGAUUUCUACGAUGCUCUGUCAGAAUCGGGUUCGGACGUCUCUGUGAGCGACUUCCUGUCCGUGAGCAGCCAGGCCUUUGAGGAGGGGAGAGAGCCCCCCCCGUUCAGCAGCCUCCGCCGCCGUCCCAGCACCCCCGGGGGCACCGCCGACAUGUCUGGGGAGGGGAACCAUGGCGACAAGGCCCAGUGCAACGGAGUCAAGAAGCACAGAACCUACCUGCCCGCCUCCAUGUUCUCCAGGAACGACGUCAGCAUCUGGAGCAUCCUGAAGAAGUGCAUCGGCAUGGAGUUGUCUAAGAUAGCCAUGCCUGUUAUCUUCAACGAGCCCCUCAGCUUCCUGCAGCGUCUGACAGAGUACAUGGAGCACACGUACCUCAUCCACCAGGCCAACGCCGCCUCCGACUCAGUCGAGAGGAUGAAGUGUGUAGCAGCGUUUGCUGUGUCUGCUGUAGCCUCGCAGUGGGAGCGGACAGGAAAGCCCUUCAACCCACUACUGGGAGAGACCUACGAACUCAUCAGAGAGGACCUGGGUUUCCGCUGGAUGUCGGAGCAGGUGAGUCAUCACCCCCCGGUCAGCGCCUUCCACGCCGAGGGCCUGAAGGAGGACUUCCUGUUCCACGGCUCCAUCUACCCCAAACUCAAGUUCUGGGGCAAGAGCGUGGAGGCCGAGCCCAAGGGGGUGAUCACCCUGGAGCUGCCCAAACAUGGUGAAGCUUACACCUGGACCAACCCGACCUGCUGUGUCCACAACAUCAUCGUGGGUCAGCUGUGGAUAGAGCAGUAUGGCAACGUGGAAGUCAUCAAUCACAAGACCGGGGAACGUUGCAGCCUGACAUUCAGACCUUCCGGCCUUUUUGGCAAAGAGCUGCACAAAGUGGAGGGCUACAUUCUGGAUAAAAGCAAAAAAAAGCUGUGUGCCAUAUAUGGCAAAUGGACUGAAUGUUUAUACACAGUAGACCUGGCCUCUUUUGAUGCCUACAAGAAGGCUGACAAGAAGAAUGCAGAGGAGAAGAAAAGCAACACCAAGGACGAGGAGCCAGAGGAGAUGCCCCUGCCGGAUGCUGAGACGGUCCAGCUCAUCCCCGGCAGCGAGCUCAUCUGGAGGAUAUCACCACGGCCAGAGAACUCUGCUGAGUUCUAUGCCUUUUCCACGUUUGCCAUGCAGCUGAACGAGCUGGAGAAGGACAUGGAGGGGGUCAUCCCUUCCACAGACUGCCGCCUGCGGCCAGACAUACGCGCCAUGGAGAACGGAGACAUCGAUGUUGCGAGUGCAGAGAAGAAAAGAGUGGAGGAGAAACAAAGGAUGGCCAGGAAAAACCGCUCCAAGUCCAACGACGAAUGGAAAACGAGGUGGUUCCAGCAGGGGCCUAACCCCCACAACAAGGCUCAGGAUUGGCUCUACUCCAAAGGCUACUGGGAUAGGACCUACUCCCAGCUCCCCGAUAUUUACUGACCUCCAACAUGCUCUCCAUCUCUGUUCCCAACGUCAUCCAAACCUCUCUGUCUCUCUCUCCCUCUCUCUGUGUCCCUCUCCCUCUCCCUCCCUGCUGUUUCCAUGGACCACACCUGCUAGAACUUUAGACGGCGUAACUUUGCUUCAAAAGUUUCAUUGAAGGGGGGAGAGGAAUGUUCUAAUAGAUGGGAUGGAACCGGCCUUAAGAUGGACAAUAUGUCCUCAACAGGAUCAAUGGCUGUCGAGCUUAGCUGAGUGAAGCUGAUCACCAACCAUUUAGCUGCUACCACACAGCCUGUGUCAUACUCGAAGCACAAUAUUGAAGUACCCCAUGCGCUUGUUUGUAAAAAGCAAAGACUUCUAAUAUAGAAAGAUUAGUAGAUUGUAUUCUUCUAAUAUAGAAAGUAGAUUGUAUUAAUCCGAAAUAUUUUAUUCUACAGUGCAGUUUGAGAUGGAGUGUUUUUACUUGAAUGUGCAUAAUCACGUUAAAACCCGAAUCAAGGAAUAAAACCCACGUCAUCUCAGCCCCUUCUAAUGCAUCACAUGCUGCACCGUCACUUAGGAAAGCGCAGAAAUGGCAUCUGGCAUCCUAAAAGCAUAGAGCUUUCAGCUAAGUGUUUGAACUACUUCCUAGAUAUGUAUUUACUGUAGUGGCUGAUUGAGGAAAACUCAGGAGUGUUCAGCUGCCUCAGUCUCAGUAUCCUGUUCUGAGGCAUUGACAUGUUUUUGUAAAUGAACAGAGCUGUUUUAUUCCUUUCUGAUACAAUGCAGUGUAUUCAUGAUCAAAAUAAGAAAUUUUCUGUCUCUAGAGGACUGUAUUGUACCAAGAAGUCUGGCUUUUGCUUCCACGAGCAGUUCAGAUGACUAGAUUGUGGUUGACACUUGGCUCAAUAAUGAAUAUGAUAUGCAUUUUUGUGUGUGUAAAAAUUCUCCUCUCUAUAGUAAGGUCCUUUUUGGCUAUUCUGAGAAAUAGAUACUGUACUGCAGAGUUGUUUGAACCGCUGUAUGUAGCACCCACUGAUUACACACACUCCACCACUAGACUAUGCAAGCCACCAGAUGCACCCUUAAACACUGACACAUUUCUGCUUCAUACCCAUGCACUGAUCACAUUCCCAUCUUCAGUUGUGUGUAGCUGCUGUAGGUUCUGUAAAGAGGAUGCACUUGUAAUAUAGGACAGGGUCGUGGGCCCGGUCUGUAGUCCCUGUGAACGCACAGUUUUAUCUACUCAGUUCUUGUGUAUAUCUCAAUUACAGAAUAAACUCAUUUCUAUUGUUGCUAAAUAAAAGCUUAAUGU
This is a messenger RNA of Hypomesus transpacificus, 4326 nucleotides long. It is a transcript of the gene osbpl1a, whose product is annotated as oxysterol binding protein-like 1A. The record is from RefSeq and is a predicted model, not a curated record. Gene Ontology annotation, cellular component: cytosol; intracellular membrane-bounded organelle; membrane. Gene Ontology annotation, molecular function: cholesterol binding; protein binding. NCBI's taxonomy places the organism in Eukaryota, Metazoa, Chordata, Actinopteri, Osmeriformes, Osmeridae.